AUGGCCACUGAGAUCCGUAUCAUUGUACUAGAUGUUGGUCAUUUAGAUAAAGUUGUAAGACGUUAUGAGAAAGGGUGGGUAGUUCGGUUUGUUUGUGGACCUUCGCUUCUUGGAUCAAAAGUUGUUCUGAGGACAAGCUUGACCGGAGAAACGCCGUUGAAAUGGAAUGAGGGACUUGAUCAAACAAGUAAUUUCAUUGAUGUAAUCUGCGAUCAAGCUGGUUCUUUUAAGUACUCUUUCGAGCUGAAUGAAGAAGAAAAAACGAAAGGAAGCGGGUAUUUUUUGGUGAUGCCAACGUUAGCCAUUAACGGAGAAGUUUUACCUAAUGGUGCAGUGGUAUGUCAAACGUACUUGACAAAACUGUUAGGAGCUUUACCAGAGUGGGAAAAGAGGCUUUCUUUUGCAGCUGAAUCUGGAUAUAAUAUGAUACAUCUUACUCCGAUACACGAGUUGGGGAUAUCUAACAGCAGUUAUUCCCUGUCUGAUCAUCAUGGAUUAAUUCAAACAAUGCAUACUGAUGAAAAGCGUUUUACUUUGACCGAUGUAGAUGUGACUGUUAAGAAUCUAGAGAAACAGUAUGGUUUAUUAACAGUUCAAGAUGUCGUUUGGAAUCAUGCUGCGAAAAAUUCCAAUUGGCUCCAGGAGCAUCCCGAGUGUUCGUAUAACUGUUGGAACAGUCCUCAUUUACGACCAGCUUAUGUUAUCGAUAGAAUUUAUCAUUACUUCAGUAGAGAAGUUGCACAGGGGAUAUGGGAAUCGAGGGGAAUCCCAGCCAUUGUAGACAACGACAAUCAUCUUCAGGCUAUUGACUAUGUAUUGCGAAAUGAAGUCCUCCCUAAAGGUCGUAUACACGAAUUCUUUGAAAUUGAUGUACAUAACCAUGUGGAAACGUUCAAAAACAAGAGUAAAAGUGAACUGAUUUCCUCAUGCUCAACUGGAUCGGUUAGAAGAGUUGCAGACCCUCAGUGGAAGAGAUUCGGUUCUACCAUUGAUUGGACAAUUGCACUGAAAGUAUUCAAUACUGAGCAACCAGGUUGCUCAUCUGAAGAAGAACGAAUAGAAAUCUGCUCUUCAAAUUUCAAAAAUCAUUUGCUUCACUUGAAUGAAGAAGCAAGAAAGUACGCCGCUGAAGCUGUGAAUGAAGGAUUGAAUGCGGUCAUGGGUCAUAUCACUUACGAACGAUGUGCUGAUCACGGACCCCACAAGGGUAGAGUAUGUGAGAAGGAACCUUUGACAACAGAUUAUUUCUUAUCGCUUUACGCUGAGAAAAGCUGGGAAGAUGAUGAAAAUCUAGCUUAUUCUGAGAAAACAGCAUCUCAUCUCAUGGCUUUCAAUGGCUGGGUUAUGAGCAGCAACGUUCUGCAAAACUUUGCUUUGAGUGAUAGCCAGGUUUACUUACGACGACAAUUAGUAUGUUGGGGCGAUUCUGUCAAGUUGAACUAUGGGGAGAGACCUGAAGACUGUCCCUAUCUGUGGAGCUACAUGAAAGAGUAUACGGAGAGUUGUGCGCGGAUAUUUCAUGGAGUACGUAUAGAUAAUGCUCAUGGGACACCAAUCCAUGUAGCGGAGUAUCUUUUACGUGCUGCCCGUAUGGUUCGAUCAGAUUUAUAUGUUUUUGCUGAGUUGUUCACCGGAAGUGAAGACUUAGAUAAUAUGUUCGUGAAUCGUCUAGGCAUUUCAGCAUUGAUAAGAGAGGCUGAGUCUGCGCAUGAUAGUCAUGAACAAGGACGUCUUGUUUUCCGAUAUUCCGGGGAUUGUGUUGGUGCUCUGAUUCAGAAAUCGGCUCGUUUAGCUCCUUCCGUUGUUGCUAAUGGUUUGUUUUUUGAUCAAACACAUGACAACCCUAGCCCUAUUCAGGUGAGAUCCGUGCAUGAUGUACUUCCAACGGCUGCCAUGGUUUCUAUGGCAACUUGCGCUACAGGUUCAACCAGAGGAUAUGAUGAACUUGUUCCUUUUCCGAUCAAUGUAGUUACUGAAACUCGGCCUUAUCAUAUAUAUGAGAAAAGCAGUUUAGAAACUGUUGGGAUCGUUAAAGCUAGAAAGUUGUUGAAUGAUUUACAUGUUCAUCUUUCGAAAAACAACUACUCCCAGGUUUUUGUUGAUCAAAUGAAUCCUGAUGUUGUUGCCAUCACCAGACACAACCCUAUAAACCAUUCGACUAUCAUCGUAGUCAGUCAUACACUUUUCGAUAAAAAUGCUUUCAAGCAUGGAGUGAACGUCAAACAUAUACCAAUCGGAGGGGUUCUCGAAGAAGUUAUGUUUGAAAUGAGAGUAGUAGAAAGUAAUUCCACGAUGGAAUAUGAUCCCAGCGGCAGUAUUACAGGGCUGACCAAUUAUAAAACAGAUAUCCGGGAGAAUUUAACAAUCCAUGAUUCUCACAUGGCAACUAAACAUGGUGAUCAUAUUGAGCUUUCUAACUUCCCUAGUGGAUCAGUCAUCGGUUUUAAAGUUCGUCUAGCAGAUGAUCAACUAGCCGCCAUAAACGAAAUUCGUGAUAUUCUGAGCAGAAACCGCAUCACAGAACUACUGAAUGAAUUGGAGGCUCUAACUCUUCUAGAUUUCAAUCAUCUGUUGUUCUGUUGUUCCCAAGAAGAUCAGGUUAACGUAGGAGUCAACCCUUACGAUGUACCGAAUUUCGGAACAUUUGUGUAUGGAGGAUUGCAUGGAAUCGUCACUGUUCUAAAGAAAAUCAGGGAAAGUAAUGAUUUAGGACAUCCUUUGUGCAGCAACAUCAGAGAUGGCCUCUGGCUAGUGGGAUUCAUAGUUAAUCGGUUGAGAAAAUAUAAUGGUCUCGAAAAGAUUGCUGAUAUUUGCGAUAAAUGGCUUGGCCUACUUGAUAAAGUCCCAUAUUAUUUGAGACCAUCCUAUUUUGAAUCUGUUCUAUCUCUCAUAUAUGAUAAUGCGCGUUCUGUGCUUCUUAAAAAGUUGAAAUGUGAGUCGUCAUCUUUAAUCAAAAUGCUCGCUCUAUCGACAGUGUCGUUAGUUGGAAUAGUAAAAGAUGCUCACUUAGCUCCUUUGCAUUCCUCGAUCACUGGACCAUCGUGCUCUCUUGCAGCAGGAUUAACUCAUUUUGCUACUGGAAUAUGGAGAAAUUGGGGUAGAGACACGUUUAUUGCUCUACCUGGAUGUCUUCUCCUUACUAACCGGUUUGAAGAUGCUCGGAGAAUCAUACUUUCUUUCGCAGGCUGCUUAAGGCAUGGAUUGAUUCCAAAUCUUCUAGCUGAAGGCAUUGGUGCAAGGUACAAUUGUAGAGAUGCUGUUUGGUUCUGGCUCUACUCAAUUGCACGAUAUACCGAAAUUGUACCUAAUGGUGUUUCCAUUUUGAGCGAUACGGUUCUAAGAAUUUAUCCUGAAGACAGCACAAUCUACGGUGAAAGCACUCGAGAAGAACUUCUGAUAGACACUAUGUACGAAGCACUCCAGAGACAUUUCUCCGGAAUAUCUUAUCGAGAACGUAAUGCCGGUCAUACGAUUGAUGAACAAAUGCUAGAUGAAGGAUUCAAUGUGAAAGUGUGGGUAGAUAAAUCAACAGGCUUUGUCCAUGGUGGAAAUCAAUAUAAUUGCGGAACGUGGAUGGAUAAAAUGGGAAGUAGUGUUAAGGCAGGUAAUAAAGGAUUGCCUGCAACACCAAGAGAUGGAGCCGCUGUUGAGUUACAAGGGUUGGCAGCCUCGGUUCUGUCACAUUUUCAUAAGUGGGCAACUGAUGGUACUAUUCAGUUUAAAACUGUCACACAUGAUGAUCUGAGCUGGACAUGGGAUGAAUGGCUUCAGAAAAUACACCAGAGUUUCCAGCAGAAUUUCUAUAUUUCGCAAUCAUGUACUGAUAAGUAUGUUAACAGAAGAGAUAUCAUCAAGGAUACAGUGGGAUCUUCACUAGGAUAUACUGAUUUUCAGUUAAGGUGUAAUUAUCCCAUCGCCCUCGCAGUGCAUCCUGAAAUAUUAGACCCCCUUCUCUCUUGGAAAGCUCUAAACACAGCCGCGGAACACCUUACAGGUCCUCUCGGAAUGAAAACAUUGGACCCAAGUGACUGGGAGUAUAAUGGAUAUUACAACAAUUCCGACGAUAGUGAUAGUAAGCAAACAGCGAGAGGAUGGAACUAUCAUCAAGGACCGGAAUGGCUUUGGGUGGCUGGAACUUAUCUGAAGGCCAGAUUGAGAGUAGCUAAGAUUCUGGGAGGGGAAUAUUUGGUAGAUGCUGAAGCCGAAGUUCAAAGAAAACUGGGAGCUUAUUACCGAUAUCUGCAGAAUUCAUCCUGGGGUUCUCUUCCCGAGUUAACUCAGAAAGAUGGGGCCGAAUGCUAUGAUAGUUGCGCUGCGCAAGCGUGGUCUAUCAGUUGUUUACUAGAAGUUUGCCUACUCUUAGGUUCAUAA
This is a messenger RNA of Auanema sp. JU1783, 4371 nucleotides long. NCBI's taxonomy places the organism in Eukaryota, Metazoa, Nematoda, Chromadorea, Rhabditida, Rhabditidae. The record is from the annotation of a GenBank genome assembly.